AGCCUCCUCCCCCUCCUCCUGCCCAAACAGAGGGAGAGAGAGAAAACUUGUUUUCAUUCAUAACUUUUUCCUUUUCCUUCCUCUCCGUCAACUAUUUAUUCACCGCUUCUCCCAGCUCGGAUUGCAGAGGGCGCAGCUCCACCGUCGUAACUUGCAGUGUGGGGACGCUUCUCUGCUGCCCCUGCCCCCGGCUCAUUUCUUCCCGGCUCUUUAGGAAUCCGGCUUUUCCUUUAAAGUGUAGACAGAUCUUUAUUUCUGACUCUCCAUGCCUUGGGCUUGCUUUUGGCGCCUGCAUUAGCUCUCAAGGCUCUCCACGAUCUGUAAGAAAUCUUGGCGAGAUACGCAAAAAUGGGUCGGAAAUCCACGGUGAUCCUUAGGAUGUGAUGGGACUGUACGAAAAGGAUUUCAGAUGCAUGCCAGGUUUCCACUGAUUGCCAGAAUUCGAGAUCACUACACAUGGAUCCCCAAAAUCAGCAUGGCAGUGGCAGUUCAUUAGUUGUGAUCCAGCAGCCUACAUUGGAUAGCCGUCAGAGGUUAGACUAUGAGAGAGAAAUUCAGCCUGCUGCUAUUUUGUCUUUAGACCAGAUCAAGGCCAUCAGAGGCAGCAAUGAAUACACAGAAGGGCCAUCAGUGGUGAAAAGACCUGCUCCUCGAACAGCACCAAGACAAGAAAAGCAUGAAAGGACUCACGAAAUCAUACCAAUUAAUGUGAAUAACAACUAUGAACACAGACCUACAAGCCACCUGGGACAUGCAGGACUCUUAAAUAAUACCCGAGGCCCCAUUUUGAGCAGAUCGACCAGCACUGGAAGUGCAGCCAGUUCUGGGAGCAACAGCAGUGCCUCUUCAGAGCAGGGACUGUUAGGAAGGUCACCACCAACCAGACCAGUGCCUGGCCAUAGGUCUGAAAGGGCAAUCCGGACCCAGCCUAAGCAACUGAUUGUUGAUGACUUGAAGGGUUCCUUGAAAGAGGACCUGACACAGCACAAGUUUAUUUGUGAACAGUGUGGGAAGUGCAAGUGUGGAGAAUGCACAGCUCCCAGGACCCUGCCAUCCUGUUUGGCCUGCAAUCGUCAGUGCCUUUGCUCUGCCGAGAGUAUGGUGGAAUAUGGAACCUGCAUGUGCUUAGUCAAGGGCAUCUUCUACCACUGCUCCAAUGACGAUGAAGGGGAUUCUUAUUCGGAUAAUCCUUGCUCCUGUUCACAGUCACACUGCUGCUCUAGGUACCUGUGUAUGGGAGCCAUGUCUCUAUUUUUACCUUGCUUACUCUGUUAUCCUCCUGCUAAGGGAUGCCUGAAGCUUUGCAGGGGGUGUUAUGACUGGAUCCAUCGCCCAGGAUGCAGAUGUAAGAACUCCAACACUGUCUAUUGUAAGCUGGAGAGCUGCCCCUCCAGGGGUCAGGGUAAACCAUCAUGAUUUCUGGAAGUGCGUUGGACCUCCUGAACUUCUAGCUUUCAAGCUGUGGCUGUUGAAAAGAUUCUAUGACAUACUGGUUUUAUUUUCUCUACAAUUUUCCCACCUUUCUUCCCCUGUUCCUAAGGUUUGACUCAUGGAUCUUACUCUUCUCUAAUGGAUGAUCUUCAGUAAGAGUGGACUGUGAAACUGCACCUGGCUCCCACUUACGACAGGAGCCUCUGCCAUCCACGCAGGAGGGUAUUGAGAGCCAGUGGGCUUUUGUGUAGCCGUUUUGUUCUGCAAGCAACUUUUCAAAAAGUUGUUGUAUAAAUGAACAUACCCACACACAUACCCAGUCAAUCUGCAGUGAUUUAGAGCUGUUUUUGAUUGGGUACUCUGGGAGCAGGGAAACUGGUUUUUAAAGAAACAACAUUUUUAUUGCUUAAUUAAGCUAUGUGUUAAGUUUGUCUCCAGUUAGGGCUGUCUUCAUAGCAUUGGCCCCUUAAGAAGCAUGGGGGGAUAUAUUUUUGUUAUAACAUAAAAAUUUUCGUUUAACCACUGCCCUCUCCUUGCCCCUCAAAGUUCUUUCUUUUUUUUUCUGGAGAUGCCAGGUAUUUUUCUUUUCCUAUGUAAUUUUAGAUUUGCUUUACAAUAUAAAUCUUCACAUUGGAGAUAAAUUGGUUGUUUCUUGCUCAUCUUUAUUCUAGCUUUCAUGUUUGUGAAGGACUCAACUACCUUCCUGCCACACCCCACACUUUUUACCAAAUUUCUCAUCAUUGAGGGCACUUGGAUAACUGAAGUUGAUAUUUACAGCUGAUCAAUCUAUGGGUGUCACAGAACUAUGCUGCCUAAAGUGAUCUUGGCCCUUUAAUGGUCCUUUUGGCCCUUUGGUUAGCUAACAGCUGGGUAAUUCUAAUUUUUUCUGUGUUUUCAUUGCCUUAACCACAAAUUGUGGUGCUUUUUUGUAUAUUUUAUGUAUAAAUCACAAAGUUGAAUUCUGACUAUUUUUAAGACAAAAGUCUGUUAAACUUUUUUAUUGUAAAGAAUAUUUAUUAUGCGAAUCUAUUAUUUUAUGAUAUUUAUUGCAAAAGACUGUUGAAAUGUACUCAUGUCUGAAUAUAACAAAAUAUCAAUACGUAACGGAAAGUAAGGUGACACGAAGAAAGUACCUAUGUUAACUAUAAUGCAGAAAAUAUAUUAAUUAAUGAAACCGUC
Messenger RNA from Neofelis nebulosa (Clouded leopard), 2610 nucleotides. It is a transcript of the gene SPRY1, whose product is annotated as sprouty RTK signaling antagonist 1. NCBI's taxonomy places the organism in Eukaryota, Metazoa, Chordata, Mammalia, Carnivora, Felidae. The transcript is spliced from 2 exons. Gene Ontology annotation, cellular component: membrane; cytosol. The record is from RefSeq and is a predicted model, not a curated record. Gene Ontology annotation, biological process: negative regulation of MAP kinase activity; animal organ development; negative regulation of fibroblast growth factor receptor signaling pathway. The coding region runs from base 457 to 1416 and encodes 319 amino acids.